Molecule: messenger RNA, 3093 nt
Organism: Talaromyces stipitatus ATCC 10500
Lineage: Eukaryota; Fungi; Ascomycota; Eurotiomycetes; Eurotiales; Trichocomaceae
Product: kinesin family protein (KinA), putative
Exons: 5
Coding region: 1-2775 (924 amino acids)
Biological process (GO): microtubule-based movement
Molecular function (GO): ATP binding; microtubule binding; microtubule motor activity
Source: RefSeq, a predicted model, not a curated record
AUGGCUUCCAAUACGAUCAAGGUCGUCGCGAGGUUUCGACCGCAAAAUAAGAUCGAACUUGCAUCGGGAGGAGAACCGAUCGUUGAAUUUGAGGCAAAUGACACCUGCAAGAUUAAUUCUAGGGAGGGAACCGGCACGUUCACCUUCGAUCGCGUGUUUGGCAUGGACUCUAAGCAGACGGACAUCUUCGACUUCUCGAUUCGAUCAACAGUCGACGAUAUCCUCAAUGGUUACAAUGGAACGGUCUUCGCUUACGGCCAGACCGGUGCUGGUAAAUCGUAUACCAUGAUGGGAACGGAUAUUGACGAUGAUAUGGGCAAGGGUAUUAUUCCACGAAUUGUCGAGCAAAUGUUUGCUUCAAUUCUCACGAGCCCCAGCAAUAUUGAAUAUACCGUCCGAGUUAGUUAUAUGGAGAUUUAUAUGGAACGCAUCCGAGAUCUUUUGGUCCCGCAACAUGACAACCUGCCGGUCCACGAGGAAAAGUCUCGAGGUGUAUAUGUCAAGGGUCUGCUAGAGAUAUAUGUUUCCAGUGUCGACGAAGUUUACGAGGUCAUGCGCCGUGGCGGAGCAGCCCGAGCUGUUUCGGCAACCAACAUGAACCAGGAGUCGUCCCGCUCCCAUUCGAUUUUCGUUAUAACUGUCACGCAAAAGAAUGUCGAAACCGGAUCAGCUAAGAGCGGUCAGCUGUUUUUGGUGGAUUUGGCAGGUAGUGAAAAAGUUGGCAAGACUGGCGCGAGUGGACAGACGUUGGAAGAAGCCAAAAAGAUCAACAAAAGUUUAAGUGCACUCGGAAUGGUUAUCAACGCGCUUACUGACGGAAAAUCAACGCAUAUUCCGUACCGUGACUCGAAGCUUACCCGUAUCUUGCAGGAAUCGUUGGGAGGUAACUCCCGGACAACACUCAUUAUCAACUGUUCGCCAAGUAGCUACAAUGAUGCCGAAACGAUAUCAACGUUGAGAUUUGGUGUUCGUGCUAAGGCUAUUAAAAACAAGGCAAAGAUCAACGCGGAGCUAAGUCCUGCAGAGUUGAAGCAAUUGCUACGGAAAGCGCAAGGCCAGGUUACAAACUUCGAAACAUAUAUUUCAAAUUUGGAAGGCGAACUGCAGUUAUGGCGUGCUGGUGAAUCAGUUCCUAGGGAACGUUGGACCCCAGCAAUUUCAGAGACCAUAGCCCCUAAGCCCCGUCCUGCCACCCCUUCGCGCCUGCAGACGGAAAUUGUGCGCGCCGAGACACCUAGUCGACCUGAUUCGCGGUUAGGAGAUCGCUCUAGCACACCAAGCAUUGUUCUAGAAAAGGAUGAGCGGGAAGAGUUCUUACGCCGCGAGAACGAACUGCAAGACCAAAUCGCUGAGAAGGAGUCUUAUAUUUCCACCGUGGAGCGAAGUCUUCAAGAAGCCAAGGAAGAAUUGAAGAAUAUCAAGGAGUCAUCCACUCGAACUGGGAAAGACAAUGAGAAACUCAACACCGAAAUGAACGAAUUGAAGAUGCAGUUGGAGAAGGUUUCUUAUGAAAGCAAAGAAGCUGGUAUCACUAUGGAUAGCUUGAAGGAAGCGAACGCUGAAUUGACUGCUGAGCUGGACGAAGUCAAACAACAGCUUCUUGAUGCACGCAUGCGUGCAAAAGAAACUAGCGCAGCUCUCGACGAGAAAGAUAAGAAGAAGGCUGAACGUAUGGCAAAGAUGAUGGCAGGGUUCGAUUUGAGCGUGAAUGUGUUUUCGGACAACGAACAGAGGUUGAAGAUGCUAAUAGAAAAGGUCGACUCGCUUCACAAAGUUAGUGCCGCUGGUGAGGCAAUCGCGCCCGAUGAUCUCCUGGAGCUGCGGGCUAGCUUAUUAGAAACACAAGGAUUCGUACGACAAGCUGAGCUUUCGAUGAAUGACCGAAGUGAAAUACAUGAGCUGCAGGACAGCAAGAGAUUAGAGUUGGAAAAGAGGGUUGCUGAGCUGGAGGCCGAGUACGAGGAAGUCCUGAAGCGGAAUUUGGGCGAGGAUGAUGUCACUGAGAUUCGGGAGAGGUUGGAGAAGCUGUAUAUCGGACGACGGGACGCUGAGGCCAAGGCUGUUGCUGAGCUCAAGAUCGAGUUAGCUCGCAAGGAUGAAGAACUACUUCGGUUACGUCAAAACCUUGCGGACUCCGAAGUCAAGGCGGCAACAAACGGCAAUGCCAGUGGUACUGUCGCAGUCACCAACAAGACAUUGCAGCAGCAGAUUGCGGAUUUCGACAAUAUGAAAAAGUCUCUCAUGCGCGAUCUUCAGAAUAGAUGUGAGCGAGUUGUCGAGCUGGAGAUCUCUCUUGAUGAGACUCGAGAGCAGUAUAAUAAUGUCCUCCGUUCCUCGAAUAAUCGUGCCCAACAGAAGAAAAUGGCUUUCCUGGAACGAAACCUUGAGCAACUUACUCAUGUGCAGCGUCAAUUGGUCGAACAGAACAGUAGUUUGAAGAAGGAGGUCGCCAUUGCCGAACGCAAGCUUAUUGCGCGUAACGAGCGUAUUGCUAGUCUCGAGAAUCUGCUGCAAGAUAGUCAGGAGAAGCUUACUGCAGCUAACCAUAGAUUCGAGGCACAGUUAACCGCAGUCAAAGAGAGACUAGAAGCAGCCAAGCAAGGCUCAACGCGCGGAUUGGUGACUUCAAUGGAAGGAGCAUCAGGUCUCAGCUUCGGCGGUUCACGCAUCGCCAAACCGCUCCGAGGUGGAGGUGGUAUCGAUGUCAACGGCUCCUCUGGAACAUCACAACAAGAACCCGCAAAGCGAGGAAGUUGGUUUUUUGAUCGAAGAUAAAUUCCUUGACACGUACAGACAAACUUAUACGACGUGAAGUUCCCCUUGCAUUGGUAUAGUCACGGUUUCUGUUUUUGAAAUAUUCUUCAUUCUUUCAUUCCUGGUGUUCUCAUUUCACGUUCAUAAACACCUCAGUCCCGUACGUUUAUAACUGCAGUAGAACGAACAGCCUCUCCAUUCGUCGAUACAUUUUCUGCCAAGGAUCUUUUACAUAGUCUUCAGAAUACCCAUCAUAUAUAUCGAUUACAUUAUUAUGUAUAUCCCUCCAGUUGCGGCUACUCUAACAUUUAGCUGAAUGAUACUCAAGUCGACUCGUCC